Molecule: messenger RNA, 1899 nt
Organism: Aspergillus affinis
Lineage: Eukaryota; Fungi; Ascomycota; Eurotiomycetes; Eurotiales; Aspergillaceae
Product: putative AP-3 adaptor complex subunit mu
Exons: 3
Coding region: 1-1899 (632 amino acids)
Biological process (GO): endocytosis; intracellular protein transport
Cellular component (GO): cytoplasmic vesicle; clathrin adaptor complex
Source: RefSeq, a predicted model, not a curated record
AUGAUGAGCGGCGAGAUCGAUGCGCUGUACAUCUACGACGAACAAAAUAGCCCGUUGGUAGAGCAGGUCUAUCGCUCCCGUCCGCCCUCCGCGGCAGCGAUCCUGCCCCUCUACCUUGACCAUCCGGCCCCCCGCCCCUCGCUUCUAUACCUCCCUAGUGCGUCACCGCCGGUCACCGUGUUCUCGAUCGUCCAGUCCAACUUGCUGUUUCUCGCGCUUUCCGAAAUCGACACGGAACCUCUGCUGGUGUUGGAGUUCCUGCACCGCGUUGUUGAUAUACUCGAGGAUUUCGUGGGUGCACCUCUUCUCUCGCCCAAGGUGCAGGCAAACUACGAUGUGGUUGCACAGCUUCUCCAUGAAAUGUGCGAUGCGGGCAUCGUAUGUAACACGGAGUCCAAUGCCAUACAGGAGGUGGUAGAAAUGCCGGGAUGGAUGGGGAAGCUGUUGGGAGGUGUUGGGUUACCGGGCUCGUCAACACCUAUUUUAGGACCCUCCAACCCCCUCAAGCAAUCGUUAGCCGCCAAUGCCGCCGCCCAAGGCCCGGCAAUCCCGUGGCGGAAAUCCGGCGUACGACAUACCUCCAAUGAACUAUACGUGGAUAUCAUUGAGUCUCUGUCGGUGACGAUGGCACCGUCGGGACGAUUAUUGUCGGCCUUGGUUUCCGGCACGAUUGCUUUCACGGCCAAGAUCUCCGGCGUUCCCGACCUCCUACUGUCCUUGACAACUCCGGGUGGACAACAGGGCAUCGCGCGCAAGGUCGACCUUCCCGUAUUCCAUCCCUGUGUGCGACUGGCCAGGUGGAGAGAACGACCCGGGGAGCUCAGCUUCGUGCCUCCGGACGGACAAUUCAUUCUCGCUGGGUACGAAGUGGAUCUCCUUCCCAUAGAUGCGAGCCUCGACCAGGCCCCCAACCACAUGGAGAAGAUCUUCCUCCCUGCGUCGGUGGACAUUCGCAAGUCGCUUGGCACAGCCGGAUCCGAAUUCGAAGUCCGGCUUCUCCUCAACACCAACUUCCCGGGUCAGUCCUCCAGCAACCGGCCAGGUGUAGGACGGGGUGGAUCCGGUACCUCGACGCCGUCGUUCCUCGGAGGCGGAGGGAAUUCCUCGGGCCCGGUCCUCGAAGAAGUCGUGGUUUCGGUGCCUAUCCCGAAGCUCGUCCGAAACAUCACAGACAUGCAGGCCAGUCGCGGCGACGCCGUGUUCUCGCCCAACAGCCACACCCUCGAAUGGCGUGUCCCGACCAAAGACGCGGGCACCGUGUCUGGCACCGCAGUCCUCCGAUGCACCGUCGUAGGUCAUCAACCCGUCGACGACGACCUCGACGAGGAUGUUGAAGACGCCGAUCAGGACGCCAACCUCCUCCAGGGCUACUACGACGCCUCCGCCUCCACCUCCUACCAGAACGCCGAAACCGACACCACGAAACGAAAGACCAAGAAGAAGAAAAAGAAGAAGGUCAAGAAGUCCUCCCGCGCCGCCGCCGCCGCCAACACCCUCCCCCCCCUCUCCACCUCCGAUCCAGACAACCAGACCCCGGAUCCUGACUCCUCGCAACAACCACAAGAAGCACCCGAACUCCAGCCUGAGACCUCAGCAUCCCAACAAGACCCUGGCUCCUCAUCGUCCCAUCUCCCUCUCCAGCCCCCUCCUCCCCCACAAGACCAAGACUCGAUCUUCCACACCGCGCCCCGCAAGACCAAAUCCCAACUCAACACCAACCUAAUGCCCAACUCCGCCUCCGUCUCUUUCUCCGUGCGCGGCUGGCUCCCCUCCGGCAUCAAAGUCGAUAGCCUGAACAUCGACCCGCGCCGAAGUCGCGGUCUCGGCGAGGGUGUGAAACCCUACAAGGGCGUCAAGUACCUGUGUGUGAGUCGCAAGGGAGUUGAACGAAGAUGCUAG